Messenger RNA from Melanotaenia boesemani (Boeseman's rainbowfish), 3750 nucleotides. RefSeq names its product ArfGAP with SH3 domain, ankyrin repeat and PH domain 2a (gene asap2a). The coding region runs from base 454 to 3414 and encodes 986 amino acids. Lineage: Eukaryota; Metazoa; Chordata; Actinopteri; Atheriniformes; Melanotaeniidae. The record is from RefSeq and is a predicted model, not a curated record. Gene Ontology annotation, biological process: positive regulation of GTPase activity. Gene Ontology annotation, cellular component: cytoplasm. Gene Ontology annotation, molecular function: GTPase activator activity; protein binding. The transcript is spliced from 29 exons.
CGCUUGUUGUUUCCCGGGGCUUGGUGGAGAGAGAAGUUAUCUCCGAUCACUUGCAGGUUUGGGACACCAAAAGAGGAUAUCAAGCGUCAUUACGGAAGCAUCCCUUUAACUUUGCAUUGAGGAUAAGCUGUUGAACUAAACGGAGAGAGGAUAAUAGCGAUCUAAAAGGCAGGAGAUAUUUAACCUAUCCAUCACCUUGUACCACAGCGCGGCGAGAGCGACAGCACAGCAACUCCUCGCGCCAGCGUGCGACACCGCAGUAUUGGAUUGUGUUGGGAAUACACAGGGGAAUGACAUAAACACACCUGGAGAUGGUUUGCUACCCGCAGGGACCUUCAAAGACACUUCUGCUGCUACUGCUUCUUUGAAAUUUUUUUGUGCUAUAACUGUACAGACGACAAAGGGGGUUAAGAAAAGUGCUUCUCCUUCUUCUCUAAAGCAAAGGGAUUAAUUAUGCCGGACCAAAUCACAGUUUCGGAGUUUGUGGCAGAGACAAAUGAAGAUUAUAAAUCACCGACUGCCUCUAAUUUCACCACCAGGAUGUCCCACUGUAGGAAUACAGUGUCUGCUCUGGAGGAGGCUCUGGAUGUGGAUCGCAGCGUCCUCUACAAAAUGAAGAAGUCAGUCAAGGCCAUCUACGCAUCUGGUCUGGCCCACGUUGAGAAUGAGGAGCAGUACACUCAGGCCCUGGAGAAAUUUGGAGAAAACUGUGUUUACAGAGACGAUCCUGACUUGGGCUCAGCCUUCUUGAAGUUCUCAGUCUUCACCAAGGAGCUCACUGCACUUUUUAAAAACCUGUUCCAGAACAUGAACAACAUCAUCACCUUCCCUCUGGACAGCUUGCUGAAAGGAGACCUGAAGGGUGUCAAAGGGGAUCUAAAAAAGCCUUUUGACAAAGCUUGGAAGGACUACGAAACAAAAGUCACCAAGAUAGAGAAGGAGAAGAAGGAGCAUGCGAGACAGCAUGGGAUGAUAAGGACCGAAAUCAGCGGGGCGGAAAUUGCUGAAGAGAUGGAGAAGGAGAGAAGAUUCUUCCAGCUGCAGAUGUGUGAGUAUCUCCUCAAAGUCAAUGAGAUCAAAAUCAAGAAGGGGGUGGACCUGCUGCAGAACCUCAUCAAGUAUUUCCACGCACAGUGCAAUUUCUUUCAGGAUGGUCUAAAAGCUGUAGACAACCUCAAACCUUCCAUAGAGAAGCUGGCCACAGAUCUGCACACAAUCAAGCAGGUGCAGGAUGAGGAAAGGAAGCAGCUAACUCAGUUACGAGACGUCCUGAAGUCAGCGCUCCAGGUGGAGCAGAAGGAGUCUAGAAGAGAUUCCCAGGUGCGACAGAGCACCACCUACAGCCUGCACCAGCCGCAGGGCAACAAGGAGCACGGCACCGAGCGUAGUGGUUUUCUUUACAAGAAGAGUGAUGGGUUGAGGAAAGUGUGGCAGAAGAGAAAAUGCACAGCAAAGAACGGAUACCUCACCAUCUCACAUGGCACUGCUAACAGACCACCAGCUAAACUCAACCUGCUCACCUGCCAGGUGAAACACAAUCCUGAAGAGAAGCGAAGCUUUGACCUCAUAUCACAUGACAGAACGUAUCACUUUCAAGCCGAGGACGACCAGGACUGUCAGAUCUGGAUCUCGGUGUUGCAGAACAGUAAAGAGGAGGCGUUGAAUCAGGCCUUUAAGGGGGACCAUCAUGUUGGUGAGAACAACAUUGUGCAGGAGCUAACCAAGGCAAUACUGGGGGAAGUCAAGAGGAUGACUGGAAACGACGUCUGCUGUGACUGCGGGGCCCCCAACCCAACAUGGCUGUCCACCAAUCUGGGCAUCCUCACCUGUAUUGAAUGUUCAGGGAUCCACAGGGAGCUGGGAGUGCACUACUCCCGAAUCCAGUCCCUCACUCUGGAUGUACUCAGCACCUCCGAGCUCUUGCUGGCCAAGAAUGUGGGGAAUGCAGGCUUUAAUGAAAUCAUGGAGGCUUGUUUAAGUGCUGAAAAUGUGGUGAAACCCAACCCAGCAAGCGACAUGCAGGCGAGGAAAGACUUCAUCACAGCCAAAUACACAGAGAAACGAUUCGCCAGGAAGAAGUGUCCUGAUGCAACGUCUCUUCUCCACACGCUGUGUGAUGCUGUGAAGGCUCGAGACAUCUUCUCCCUCAUCCAGGUGUACGCCGAGGGAGUCGACCUCAUGGAGCCCAUACCUCUCGCUAAUGGACAUGAGCAAGGGGAGACCGCCCUUCAUCUAGCAGUCAGGCUGGUGGAUAGAACGUCUCUUCAUAUCGUCGACUUCCUCACUCAGAACAGCUUAAAUUUGGAUAAACAGACGGCCAAAGGCAGCACAGCGCUGCACUACUGCUGCCUGACCGACAACAGCGAAUGUUUGAAGCUGCUGCUGCGAGGAAAAGCUUCCAUAGAUAUCGCUAAUGAGGCCGGAGAGACGCCGCUGGAUAUCGCCCGGAGGCUCAAGCACCUACAGUGUGAAGAGCUGCUGAACCAAGCGCUGGCGGGAAAAUUCAACGCCCACGUCCAUGUCGAGUACGAGUGGCGCCUGCAGCACGAAGACUUGGAUGAGAGUGACGAGGAUCUGGAUGAGAAGCCGAGCCCUCACCGGAGAGAUGAGCGUCCGGUCAGCUGUUACACCCCCGGCAGUAACUCCCACCUCCAGUCCAGCCUGGGAUCUGCAGGCCGGGAUGCUGCCAGCCACGUUAAGGACAAGCAGCGCCCCUACAUCCCCAACCUGGUCAACAACGAGACUUAUGGCACAAUCCUCAACACGGGCUCCUCUCAACCUACCCCCACCUCUGCUCCACCUCUGCCCCCGAGGAACUUGGUCCAGUUUACCUCUAUGGGAGGGAUCAGUCAGUCCUCUGCCUCCAGCAGCUGGAAACCAGGUUCUUUAGACCUGGCUGGCCGACAGAGGUCGUCCUCAGACCCCCCCAACAUGCACCCCCCUGUCCCCCCAAUGAGGCUCGCUUCAACCGGAGGUCUGGGUCUUCCUUCUGUGGCGAAGAUGGAGGCGUUGAGUGUACAGUCCAAGUCAGGUCAGGGUCCACUGGGGUCCAGAGCAGGGCCUCCUAAAUCUCCUGCUGGCAAUGAUAAAAGCUUCAACCGAGGGUUUAUGAAUCGCACAGAAUCAACAGAAAGAGCAGCUAAGGAAGUGCCAGGAUGCCCCCAGAACUCCAUGGGUCAGUCUCUGCCCCCAGCCCCCAUGCCAAGGAAGGCCUAUCCUAAGCAAAGGCCAAAGCGAGUAAAAGCCAUCUAUAACUGUGUAGCCGACAACCCAGAUGAGCUGACUUUCUCUGAGGGCGAGGUGAUUGUGGUGGAUGGCGAGGAGGACCAGGAGUGGUGGCUGGGCCACAUCGAAGGCGACCCAAUGAGAAGAGGCGCCUUCCCUGUUACAUUUGUACACUUCAUAGCUGACUGAAAGGCUACACGGGGUCUCAGGAAGUGUCGCGGGACGAGGCGUCCCCCAUUCACCCCAUCUCUGUCUGUCAGCCAUGGAAACAUCUGUCAUCAUCCAAGUUUUUGCCAUCUUCAUCUCUGUCUUCCCCUGGCAUCUUGUCACUGCUGUGCCGUCAUUGUGGCUGCAGCUUUGUGUGGGUGUUGUUUUGGCAACCAUUGCAGCAAGUUUGCGUGUCACAGAGGACUCGCGGGACCGUGUGGUUUUGAUGCUUGCUGUUACUGUUACUGACACAGACUAUAAUAACAUAAGAAAUGAUUGUAGUGAGUGAUCUUUGGCAAUAAAUGCACUUUUCUCGUC